Oncorhynchus tshawytscha (Chinook salmon) is the source of this 3246-nucleotide messenger RNA. RefSeq names its product sodium-independent sulfate anion transporter. Lineage: Eukaryota; Metazoa; Chordata; Actinopteri; Salmoniformes; Salmonidae. The transcript has 18 exons. Gene Ontology annotation, biological process: transmembrane transport. Gene Ontology annotation, molecular function: secondary active sulfate transmembrane transporter activity. The record is from RefSeq and is a predicted model, not a curated record. Gene Ontology annotation, cellular component: membrane.
GAAGAGUGGACGCAGCGGAAGUCGCGCUUUUUUUCUUUCUUGAUCAGCACAAGUUACAUUUAAGGGAAGUGGUUUUGAAGAAACUGCAGUGAUUAUGUUGCUGACCUCGCUUAGUUGCUGCGGUCAGUAAACGAAAGAAUAGAUGUAUUGUGAUUGAAGAACACAGGCGUUUCAUAAAGAAUAGAUCGCCUGGAAAUAGUGAGUGCACCAGUACUACCACACAUGGAAUGGAAACACACUGGGAGGAUCUUGCCUUUCUGGAUUCUAGAAUGAUGUGAGAUCUGACGGUUCUGGGAACGUUGGUGAUUCUCUGCUCCCUUGGUGUUUUGUCCUCUUUUACCUGCCUAGUUGGAGUGUGGAGACGUGGAUGUCAGAUUAUAGUCGAGUUUGAACCUCACCCACCCUGAGGACUGAGGUCUGAGGACUGAGACCCUCCUCUGUCCUGUUCCGUCCUGGUUCCAGGCAACAUGAUGGAGCCCCUGUUGGACCGGCCCGGGCCCCAGAUUGGAAGGCCCUCUCUGGGGGAGAGAAUGGCCUCCUGCUGCUCCUACAGAACCCUCCAGGCCUGGCUCCCCAUCCUCACCUGGUUACCCAAGUACAGGCUGAGCUGGCUCCAGAUGGACCUGAUAGCAGGUCUCACCGUGGGUCUAACCACCGUACCACAGGCCCUGGCUUAUGCUGAGGUGGCCGGCCUACCUGUACAGUACGGCUUGUACUCAGCCUUCAUGGGUGGGUUCAUCUAUACGUUUCUGGGAACCUCCAAGGAUGUAACCCUGGGUCCUACUGCCAUCAUGUCCCUGCUGUGUGCCUCCUACGUGGGGGGAGACCCGGUCCGAGCCGUCCUCCUCAGCCUGAUCUGUGGAACCAUACAGACCGCCAUGGCUCUACUACGUUUGGGGUUUCUUCUGGACUUCAUCUCAUUUCCGGUGAUCAAAGGCUUCACCUGUGCUGCCGCGGUAACCAUAGCCUUCGGUCAAGUCAAGAAUGUGCUGGGACUGAAGGACAUACCGCAUGAGUUCUUCCUGCAGGUCUACUACACCUUCUACAGGAUACCUGAGACCAGGAUAGGAGACGUGGUUCUAGGUCUGCUGUGUCUGUGUCUGCUGGUGACGUUGCAGUGGAUGAAGAGUACCCUGGAACCCCGUCAGAACAGGAGGCCCUCCUCACCAGGGCCGCUCACAAGUAUAUAAUGUGUGUGUCUCCCCACCUCAGUGCGUAAUGCGUUGGUCGUAGUGGCGGCGACCUUCCUGGCGUUCUCAUGGAACGCGUUUGGCUCACCGGUCUUCACCAUUACCGGGAAAACAUCCCAGGGCCUGCCGCCGUUCAGAGCCCCUCCCCUCUUCGAGACCACGCCCAACGGUACCAGCAUCAGCUUCGGAGAGAUCAUAGAGGAUUUUGGAGGAGGGCUGGCUGUCAUCCCCUUCAUGGGAGUACUGGAGAGCAUUGCCAUCGCUAAAGCCUUCGCCAGUCAGAAUGACUAUAGGAUCAAUGCCAACCAGGAACUGUUUGCUAUUGGUCUAACCAACAUUAUGGGGUCCUUCGUCUCAGCCUAUCCAGUCACAGGAAGCUUCGGAAGGACUGCAGUGAACUCCCAGACAGGGGUGUGUACACCAGCCGGAGGCAUAGUCACUGGUGUGGUAGUGCUGUUGUCCCUGGCCUUCCUGAUGCCAGCAUUCUACUACAUCCCUAAAGCCUCUCUGGCAGCAGUCAUCAUCUGUGCUGUGGCUCCCCUGGUCGACUACCGUGUCGUCAUGCAGUUCUGGAGGAUACGCAAGCUUGAUCUGGUGCCGUUCCUGAUCACCUUCCUGUUGAGUUUCUGGGAGGUGCAGUACGGCAUUGUGGGAGGUGUAGUUGUUUCUGGACUCAUGCUGCUCUACAAUGUAGCCAGGCCCAGCAUAAAGGUGUGUGAUCAUGGUGUUUUGGUGAUGGAGUUAGAUAGUGGACUCAGUUUCCCCUCCACAGAGUACCUCAACACUGUCCUAUACACUCAGGCACUGCAGGCCUCUCCUCCUAGGUCAGUGGUCCUGGACUGUCAUCAUGUCAAUACUGUAGACUAUACAGUUGUCAACGAGCUCAGGGACCUGCUACGACAGUUCAAACUACGAGGGGUCGCACUCAUCUUCUCUGGCCUGCAGUAUUCGGUCUUGGAGGUCCUGUUGGCAGCAGACCUGUCGGAUCUUAGACACACCGCCAGUGUGGAGGCGGCACUAACCAUCCUUUCGGAGCCAACGUACACAGAGGAACUGGAGGACGGGAAAUCACUUCUCAGGAAGUGAUGUAAGGAAAGAAGCCCCACCCUCUCAGCACUUAACUUCCUGUUUGUGUUCCAAAUCAAAAUUCCAAAUCCUUUCCAAGCCCCUACCCGUGUGUCCCAAUCCUGGUCCCGCAGACCCUAAGGGGGACACAUUUUUGUUUUUUUGCCCUCGCACUCACAAACCUGAUUCAACCAAAUGCUUGAUGAGAAGUUUAUUAGUUGAAUUAAGCUAAAAACAAAAGAUGUGCACCGUCUUGGGUCCCCGGACCAGGAUUGGGAAGCCCUCACCGGAGUCAGUGUGUGUGGAUAGGUGGAAGCAAUAUGGAGGAAAUAGCACUUAGCCUGUCCAGAGAUAUAACUAUAUCUAAUACCUAUGGAAUGUUUUGAUUUGAUUUACAUAGGUGUUAGUAUACUUGUCAAAUAUCCUUAGACUGGUGAGGUACUUACACUAUUGCAACUGUGCUUUUAAAUGUUCUUCUUAUACGCAUUAAUACAUAUAAUAUAUUAUUGUAUACAUUUGCUUGAUCAAUUAGACUUUGAUAAAUUACAAUUAUUGAUGCCUUUCAAAUUGAUCAAUUGUACUUUAUUGGUUGCCUCUAUUGGAUGAGAAGUUGACUGUCUCCUACUCUCUCUCUCUGUGUGUGUGUGUGUGUGUGUGUGUGUGUGUGUGUGUGUGUGUGUGUGUGUGUGUGUGUGUGUGUGUGUGUGUGUGUGUGUGUGUGUGUGUGUGUGUGUGUGUGUGUGUGUGUGUAUGUAUUUACCUGUACGAUCAUGACCAUAAGAAGAAUAUCACAUUCCAAAUGGUUUGUGCCUUGUAUGUUCUGCACUUAAUACAAUUAUUUUGUUGUUUUUUAACACUUUGAAACGUUUUAAUUCUUACUUAGAAAUGUAUCUGAUAAGACUGACAAUUUGUAUAAAGCUCCAAACGUAGUUUUAUGCAGGGAAUUAACCAGUGUUGUAAAGUGCUUAAGUAAAGAUACUUUAAAGUACAA